Coffea arabica (coffee) is the source of this 4754-nucleotide messenger RNA. Lineage: Eukaryota; Viridiplantae; Streptophyta; Magnoliopsida; Gentianales; Rubiaceae. The record is from RefSeq and is a predicted model, not a curated record.
AUGAGGAAGGAGCGUUUUCCAGUCCAAAGGUGCAAUAAACUCCUUCCAAGGGGCAAUGGUCCAUUUCAAGUGAUGGAACGAAGUAAUGACAAUGCUUACAAACUUGAUCUCCCAGAUGACGAGCUUGAUUUGGGGACAAAUCGCCUUCAAGAGGAGGGGAAUGAUAAAGGGGCACAAGUGAUCAAGGGUGACCAAGUUACAAAUGAUCCAGACAUAUCUAAAUUUGAUUCCAGGAAGGAUGAAGGGCAGGAAGUUCUGUUGGUCCGUGCCUACGGCUUAUCGUUUUUCACUCUUGGAAUAAAUUUAAGGAAUGGCCGCUUCCUUCUUCACUCAUCUAAGAAUACUGUCUCACCAUCUGAACUUUUGGAGUGUGAAGAAGCUCUAAACCAAAGAACUAUGACUGCUGCACAAGUUUUUAUGAGCUUGAGAAGCAAAAGCAUUUCACACUUGUUUGCAUGUGUUGGAAGGUCCUUGGGCCUGGAGGUCUUUGAACGUGGUUUUGCAUCGUUGAAGUUACCUAAGAAUAUUUCAAAUGGUUCAAGUGUGUUGCUGAUGAGUUUUCCAGAGUGUGGGAGUUAUUAUUUGCUGAUGCAACUUGAGAAGGAUUUCAAACCGCUGUUUAACUUAAUAGAAACUCAGCCAGAUCCUUCAGGGAAAGCUGAAUCUUUUAGCGACUUGAAUAAUAUCAUUCGUGUAAAAGAUGUUGAUAUUGGUCAGAUGCAGAUGUGUGAAGAUGACCUCAAUCUAAGCCUCCUUGACUGUGGAAAAUUACUAUCUGUUUUACCUAGUCUCAGUCCUAACCGGACUUCUGAACAAAGUCUUCUUUCUGAAUUCACCUUGGAGGGAUCUGCACUUGCCUCUAGCUUUCCCUCAAAGUUUUCAUCAAUUGUGGAUGAAAUAUUUGAGCUGGAGAAAGGGUCAUCUGCCGCCAAUCUCUCUGGUCAGGGCCCAAGUCUGGGUUCAACAUAUGGUACUUCUCCUGCAUCUCAUUUUGGUGCUGGAGGCAUGAAUCUCCAUUCUACAAAAGUUGGAACGCCAUCUCCUAAGUGGGAUGGUGGUUCACAGGUACCGACCAGAUUGUCUGGUAUGCCACCUAGUUAUAGUGGUUCCAUCUACACUGGGAGCCAUUAUAGGGGCUUGAUACAGUCAGGUUCUACUGGUUCCAUUUCCGUUGGCCCUGGAAGAAGUCAGGUGAAGAACUUAUCCUCCUCAAAGUCUGAUCAAGAUUUGACCUCUCUGAGGUCUCCACAGUCUGGUGGACUUGGGUCUUACUCAUUGAUCGAUGAACAUCAGAUAACAACUCCCGGAAUUCGUACAGCUGGACAUUUGUCUCCCUCUCCUCAACUUGGCCUUCCUGCUUCUGGAGCAAGUGCAAAACCUAUUGGAGCUAGAAAUUCAUCCGGCAAUGCUAUACCUGGAAAUCUUAGAGUUUCUGGAUUUAAUUCAUUGGUUGCGUCACCCGUAUCUCAAACACCAGAUUCCAAUUGUAUGAAUUCAAAUCUUGAUACUGUUCCACGACAAGAGAAAAUGUCAAGAAAGCGUACGCUGACAGAUUUGUUGAGCUCUCUCCCAUCACUUCAACAUCUAGAGGCUAAUGACAAAUCUUACAAGAGAAGGAGAAUAGUGGAAUGGAGACCUCAACAACUUACUUCACAGAUGCUCAUUACCUCAGAACUUUUUCGAAAAACUGAGGGAUACAGUUAUGGAGAUCUUAUAUCUGAAGCAAAUAAGGGUAAUUUACCCUCUAGUAUAUAUGUUUCUGCUCUGCUUCACGUGGUCAGACACUGCUCACUUUGUAUUAAGCAUGCCCGACUAACCAGUCAGAUGGACGCACUUGAAAUUCCAUAUGUUGAAGAAGUGGGUCUAAGAAGUGCAUCCUCAAACUUGUGGUUUCGUCUUCCAUUUGCAAGAGGUGAUACAUGGCAGCAUAUAUGCUUACGAUUGGGGAGACCUGGAAGUAUGUAUUGGGAUGUGAAAAUUUGUGAUCAACACUUCGGGGACUUGUGGGAACUUCAGAAAGGAAUGAGUAAUUCUCCAUGGGGUCCUGGUGUUCGUAUUGCUAAUACAUCUGAUGUUGAUGCUCAUAUUCGGUAUGAUGCUGAAGGUGUUGUUUUGAGUUACCAUUCUGUUGAGGCUGAUAGUAUUAGGAAACUAGUAGCCGAUAUCGAAAGGCUUUCUAAUGCUAGAACCUUUGCCCUUGGAAUGCGAAGUCUACUUGGAGUACGGACAGAUGAGAAAUUUGAAGAAAAUGCUACUGCCUCUGAUGUUAAAGCACCAGGUGGUGUGAAAACUGUACUAGACAUGGCUGACAAAUUUUCUGAACAGAUGAGGAGGGCAUUUAAAAUUGAAGCUGUUGGACUCAUGAGUUUAUGGUUCAGUUUUGGAUCUGGAGUACUUGCUCGCUUUGUUGUUGAAUGGGAAUCAGGCAAAGAGGGCUGCACAAUGCAUGUUUCUCCUGACCAACUUUGGCCCCACACCAAGUUUUUGGAAGAUUUCAUCAAUGGUGCUGAAGUUGCAUCACUUUUGGAUUGUAUACGACUGACUGCUGGACCCUUACAGGCUCUUGCUGCUGCCACACGUCCUGCACGAGCUGCUCCUGUUUCAGGAGUUUCUGGUGUUGCAGCACCUAUCUCCUCUAUGUCAAGACAGAGUGGAUAUGUUCCGUCUCAGGGUCAGCUGCCAAGCAUUGCAACACCCAAUGCUAGUCAGGCUGCAUCUGUUCCCGCAGGAAAUGCUUCUGCCUCUGUAACUUCAGGUCCUCUUGCUUCUCAAAAUCCUCAUACUACUGCAAUGUUGGCAGCUGCAGCUGCCGCUGCCGCUGGGAGAGGUGGUCCUGGCAUUGUUCCUAGUUCAUUGUUGCCAAUUGAUGUCUCUGUAGUACUCCGUGGUCCCUACUGGAUACGGAUUAUAUAUCGGAAAAAUUUUGCUGUUGACAUGCGAUGUUUUGCCGGAGAUCAGGUUUGGUUGCAACCUGCAACGCCACCCAAAGGGGGACCGUCUGUUGGAGGAUCACUUCCAUGUCCACAAUUCCGGCCCUUUAUAAUGGAGCAUGUUGCUCAGGAAUUGAAUGGCAUAGAUUCCAGUUUUGCUGGUGGUCAACAAACAGUUGUUCUAGCCAAUGGUAGUAGUUCAAAUCCAAGUACAGUUUCACAGCUUUCAGCCUCCAAUGGAAACAGAACCAAUCUCGCAAAUUCUGCUGGAAUAUCUCGGUCAGCAAAUGCUGUUUCUGGUCUAAAUCGCAUGGGAAAUGCUGUUCCUGCCGGAUCAAAUUUAGCUGCAGCAAACUCUGGGUUGCCAUUACGCAGAUCUCCUGGCACAGGUGUACCUGCUCAUGUAAGAGGCGAACUGAAUACAGCCAUUAUUGGGCUUGGGGAUGAUGGAGGUUAUGGGGGUGGAUGGGUCCCUCUUGUUGCCCUCAAGAAGGUUCUUCGAGGUAUUCUCAAAUAUCUGGGAGUGUUGUGGCUAUUUGCACAGUUACCAGAGCUUUUGAAAGAGAUCCUCGGUUCAAUCCUAAAGGAUAAUGAAGGUGCACUUUUGAAUUUGGAUCAGGAGCAACCAGCAUUACGCUUCUUUAUCGGGGGUUAUGUUUUUGCUGUUAGUGUACACAGGGUUCAACUUCUUCUCCAAGUUAUUAGUGUAACUAGAUUUCACCAUUCCCAGCGGCAGCAGCAGAAUUCAGCAACUGCUCAGGAUGAAUUGACUCCGUCUGAAAUAAGUGAAAUAUGCGAUUACUUUAGUCGUCGCGUUGCAUCGGAGCCCUAUGAUGCUUCUCGUGUUGCUUCAUUCAUUACGCUAUUAACUCUACCAAUUUCGGUUUUAAGAGAAUUUUUGAAACUCAUUGCGUGGAAGAAAGGCUUAGCUCCAUCUCCAGGUGGAGAUUUGGCUCCUGCUCAAAAAUCCCGCAUUGAACUUUGUCUUGAGAAUCAUGCAGGCUUUACUAUGGAUGGAAAAAAUGAAAGUUCCUCUGUAUCUAAAAGCAAUAUUCACUAUGAUCGAGCACAUAAUGCUGUUGAUUUUGCACUGACUGUUGUUCUUGAUCCUGCUCACAUACCACAUAUAAAUGCUGCUGGUGGUGCUGCUUGGCUUCCUUAUUGUGUUUCUGUGAGAUUGAGAUACUCAUUUGGUGAUAAUCCUAAUGUAUCUUUCCUGGGGAUGGAGGGAAGCCAUGGAGGUCGGGCAUGCUGGCUGAGAGUUGAUGAGUGGGAAAAAUGUAAGCAGCGGGUAACCCGCACUAUGGACGUGAAUGGAUCUUCAGCCGGAGAUGGUAAUCAGGGAAGAUUGAGAGUUGUUGCCGAUAGUGUACAAAGAACAUUGCAUGGUUGCCUUCAAGGUCUGAGAGAGGGCAGCGGUGGUGCUGGCACCAUUGGAACAACAUGACCAGACAGGAUGCAAUUGACCCUUUUAGCAGAAUGUAUAUUGUGGUGCUAUUCCUCUCAUGCGUUGUUGAGUCGAGCAAUGCUACUGUUUAGCUGGUGCAGGAGAAACUUGAGUGAUGGUACACAAGAAAUUUUGAUUUAGGAAUGCAGAUUGGAAUUUAUCUAGUAGGAGCAUUUAGAACUUUGUAUUAUUGCAUGUUCAGCUAACUGGACAAAUCCACUUGGUGGUUCCCGUUGUACAGGUAAACUUCAAUGUUUGUACAAAAUUUGUCCUGCUGCAAAUUGUUGUAUAAUUUGAUGGAAGCACAAGGACAGAAAGUAUCAUCCUGUUAAAAUGUAGAUUAUUGUGGUAUAAAUUCUUUAGGUUUUUUGAGAAAA